This is a messenger RNA of Acyrthosiphon pisum (pea aphid), 689 nucleotides long. RefSeq lists its product as uncharacterized. Lineage: Eukaryota; Metazoa; Arthropoda; Insecta; Hemiptera; Aphididae. The transcript has 2 exons. Bases 35 to 499 code for a protein of 154 amino acids. The record is from RefSeq and is a predicted model, not a curated record.
AGCAUGAAGAGUUAUCAAAGAUUAUGUAAAAAAAAUGCUUUUGAUAAGAAUGUUGGUUACUGUGUUUUGGAAUUGUACAGCUGAAUUGUGCCGCCCAAUUCAUCGCCGCCUUCAGGGCGUUUUUACGGGAUGCGCGGUGCGGGGCUCGGGCGUUCGUUUCGAGUGCGUGGUCAGCGGUGACACAUCGUGUGCGCCCGGGGGCAAAAAGAAGAGUCGGUGGGACGACUAUGGAUUCGUCCGGUAUGUGCCCUCACAGGCAGGAAAUUUCAACCGGCUAAUGCCGACCGAAAUUUUCGGCCACGUACCAGUUGGUCCGUUCGUGAGGGUGAUACUGACCGAAAUCUUUUCGUCGGUCACCGUCGACCUACUUUGCUGCCCAGCCGAAGACGCAGCAGAAUGGUGGCUGACUACCGCCGCCAGACUGGUGAGCGUCGAUUGCGGGAUGAGUGCACCUGCAUCAUCCGCAACGGCGUUCACCACUAAGCGGCUGGUAUCCUAGUACGGUCGACGUACUGAUGAUGCGUUGGGUAGCCUGUCAAUAUCCGGCACAGUCAACUACAAGACUGUACUCGAUGCGUUUGUUCAUCCUAAUGUGUACAGGCUGGCCAUCCUGUACACAUUAGUCUCUCGGCGGGCGGACAUGGCGGACGUGGUCACACGUCUGGAGUGCCUGAUCAACCGGUGUGUGG